AAAUCGGCGCCACAUUUUCGCGCGGAGUGUGUGCCUAUUGCAGCGCCUCUAACUACAGAUUGGAAUGGGAUCUGUAUCAGAUGUAUUAAUGCGCCAUAGCCUCGAAAACAUUUUCCUAAAGAGCAGCACAAUGCAGGGCAGGGCCUGUAUUUGUUAUUUAUAAUCAGUUGGAUUUUCAUGUGCGUUAAUUAGAGUAUGGAGCAGGGAAAAUUAAUUACAUCAAGACUUUUUGUGACGUCUGUUGUGGAAAACAGAGACGAAUUCGACGAGAAAUAUGAAAGGGCCUAUCAAUCACUUCAGUCCCUUAUCUCAGGAUUGAGCGAUACAGAUGCACACGAUGCUUUGACAAAUGCUGUUUGCAAGGAUAAGACUCAUGAAGAGGUCUGUCUGGGACUUCUCACUGUCAUUCUGACAGAGCCUCAAAAUGCAGCCAAAAGUUACAGAGACUUAACAAUGGUUUCAAGAGAUGGUCUAGCUAUAGUUCUAGUGCAUCUUACAAAUCUCAUUCUUGAAAGGUACUUACGAUUUCAAGAUGUUGUCAGAAGUCAAGUAUUGUGGUUAGUGCGUGAAAUGAUAAAUGCUGUGAAUAAUGUGGAUAAUGUCUGUUGGAAUGUCAUGAGAUUAGCUUCCGGGGGGGAUAUAACACAUCGUAAUAUAUUUUUGAUUGAGAAUUUAUUGGAUAUUUUCCAAGAGCACAGAGCCUGGUUGGAUAAAUUUCCACUUCUGAUAGGCUCUGUUGUUUAUACAUAUCUUAGACUGAUAGAAGAUCACACAUCCCCAGCUUUAGCCAAUUUAAGAGACAGAGAAGUUAAAUUUGUAGUCAAUUUAAUCAGGGAACGUUUUUCUGACAUUUUAAAAUUAGGUAGAGAUUUUGUUCGUUUAUUGCAAAAUGUAGCUAGAAUACCAGAGAUCGAACAAUUAUGGAAAGAUAUACUUAAAAAUCCAAAAUCUUUAUGCCCUACUUUCACUGGUAUUCUGCAAUUAUUACAAACUCGCACAUCUAGAAGAUAUUUACAAUCUCGUCUCACGCCUGAUAUGGAAAGGAAAUUAGUUUUUUUGACAUCACAAGUUCGGUUUGGUAACCAUAAAAGAUACCAAGAUUGGUUUCAGAGACAAUAUUUAGCUACCCCAGAAUCACAGUCUUUGCGUAGUGAUUUUAUAAGGUUUAUUGUUAGUGUUAUUCAUCCAACAAAUGAAUUACUAUGUUCAGAUAUAAUACCCAGAUGGGCUGUAAUCGGGUGGCUUUUAACAACAUGUACUGCAAAUGUGGCUGGUUCAAAUUCAAAAUUAUCUCUAUUUUAUGAUUGGUUAUUUUUUAGUCCCGAAAACGACAAUAUAAUGAACAUUGAACCAGCAAUUUUAGUAAUGCAUAAUUCAAUGAGGUCACAUCCAGCUGUUACAGCUGCUUUGCUUGAUUUUCUAUGUCGAAUAAUUCCAAAUUUUUAUCCUUCACACACAGACAAAGUACGGAUGGGCGUCUUAAAUUCUUUAAGGCAAAUAGUUGAAAAAAGAGUUUUACCUAAUUUGUAUCCAUUAUUUGAUAAUGUAAAAAUGGACAGAGAACUAAAAGCAAUGGUGAGAGAAACAUUUAAAGAGUUUUGUGCACCUGAAUCUUUUCCAGUGAAUAAAAUUGAGGAUGUUAAUUUAGAAACUAAUAAUACUAACAAUCAUAUAUUCACAAAAGAUGAGGCUGUAUUCAGUGAUGAAGAGGAUGAUCCAGUUCCGAUGAUUAUACACACUGGUUAUGAUACUGAUGAUGAUGAUAUUCCUUUAUCUAAAGUUCGAUUAAAAGAAGAAGAAAAAGAAUGUGAAGAUGAAGAAGAAGAAGAAGAGGAAGAGGAUCCUCUUGGAUGCCUCCAAGGAUCACUUCGCAAUUUAUCAGAACAGCUCUUACAAACAAAAACCCCAGAAGAAAAAUGUUCUUCCGUUGAAGCAAUCAUAAAAGAAGUUCUGUUGAUAAACAAGUUAGACGAUGAUACAUUAGAAAGUUUAAGUGAUUGUUUAUGUACGGCUUUGCAAGACACAAUUCAUAAAAACAUUUUCCCUGAAUCAGUGAACGAAGAUACUUUAAAUGAAAGUAUUAGUGGUCCUUUAUUUGUGCUGUUCCGAACAUUUUAUCAGCUAUAUCAAAACGAAGACAAAAAAAGGCGCAUUCUUAUCAGUAUUUUAGCUGAAAUGUACUCCACAAUUCCUCAGAUAGGUUAUUUAUUGUUAUAUUUUUUAAAAGUAAAUGGACAAAAUGAAUUUAGUAAAAGUUUAAGUGCAAAUCAACAGUCUAGCAAUAGUAAACAGAAUAAUCUCAUAAAAGGGGCAGUGUAUAAAGAUUUCUCAUUAACAAUAGAAAAAAAAUUAGAUACGAGUUUAUUGAAUGAUUUAAGAUUGUGUCAGGAAGACAAUGGAGAGUUGUUGUUGUGGUUAACACCAGAAGUGUAUAGGGAGUUCAAAACAGUGACUAUAAACAAUAUUUCGAUUUUACAUGUGAUUGUGCAAACGGUGGAUGCAGGUCAGUUGCAGGACUUGGUCUGCCAUAUUCUGCAAGGGCGAUUGGUUAUGUUCAAGAACGAAACAUUGCAACCGCUUCUCCUGGCAAGUCUGAUGUGGGAAACAUUCGAACAGUAUGCUCUGUGGCAGCUGAUAGCAGCCCACGAUGUUCCUUUAGAGAAUCUAUUACCAAUUCUUCCUAAAUUGGAUUUCAAAUCCCACGCCGAGGCGCUGACCAGCAUCCUGCUUCGUCUUAAGCAAGAAGAGCCGACGGCGGAUCUUUUGAAAUUAUUAUUUUGUCGAGAGGUGAGAGCGAAGGGGGACAUGUUUGUAAUAUCGACGUUGAAAUAUUGGUGUUUGGACUACGAAGAUAAAUUAGGCGAUUUGCUGUCGAAUCUGCUGAACACUAGGAAUCCUGGCACGUCGCCGAACAAGAGGAAACGACUGCCAAAGACGGGGAUCAGCAAUCAGGGGUCGCCCAGCAUCGAACAGGUAUUAGGACAUCUAGAUGUUUUACGCCUUUGCUGCAGAAAUUGCAGCGGGGGAACUACCACAAAUUUGUACUCCAUGGACACUGUGCAACGAGCCCUUCAACAAGCCCACACAAAUAGUUCAGAAUCACAAAAGAAACAAUUCAGCGAACUUUUCGCGCUGGCUGAACCAGAAGAGAGUGCUCCACCAGGAGGCGGUAGUCGUGGCGGUUCAAGAAGCGUCAGCAGUCGAGGGAAAAAGGGCAGUGCUGGCGGUCAAACAAGAACCACGUCCAGAAAAAACGUUUUCAGAGCAGAAUCUGAUAGUUCAUCGGAAUCCAGUGAAGAAGAGGAAGUGGUGAAACCUAAACAAGCAAAGCGGCGAAAAAAAGCGCUUUCUGAUACUGAUUGACAUUUAAAUUGGGAAGACGGUUGAUGUGACUGAGUUAUCAUCAUUUGAAUGCCUCAUUAUAUAGUGAUUUAUUAGUAACUAAUGAUUUUCUUUUAAGAACGGUUAUUUAAAUUACCAAAGCGCCUUCAUAAACAAAUUAAGAAAAACAAACAACACAAUUAGAAUAUAACCGCUGUAUGCGAUCAUUGGACCGAGGAUAAACUUAUUUAAUAUGUACAUUAUCAAAAGAUGUGUCAGUGCAAUUGACAGGUGAUCUAAAACAAUUUUUUAAAUGACUGUGCU
Messenger RNA from Ctenocephalides felis (cat flea), 3645 nucleotides. Its product is annotated as integrator complex subunit 3 homolog. Gene Ontology annotation, cellular component: cytoplasm. The record is from RefSeq and is a predicted model, not a curated record. Lineage: Eukaryota; Metazoa; Arthropoda; Insecta; Siphonaptera; Pulicidae.